Pyricularia pennisetigena is the source of this 5514-nucleotide messenger RNA. RefSeq lists its product as uncharacterized. The transcript is spliced from 4 exons. Gene Ontology annotation, cellular component: cytosol. The coding region runs from base 1 to 5514 and encodes 1837 amino acids. Lineage: Eukaryota; Fungi; Ascomycota; Sordariomycetes; Magnaporthales; Pyriculariaceae. The record is from RefSeq and is a predicted model, not a curated record.
AUGGCCGACCGCAAUCCCGAAUUGCAGGAAAAGCUUGGCGAGUUGGAGCGGGAGCUCGAGGAAGGCGAUAUCACAGCUAAGGGAUACCAGAAACGACGGACGCAGUUAUUAUCCCAGUAUCUUGGCCCCGGAACCUUCGUUCCUCCAGAAGCUCGCGGACCCCUCCGCAUACAUUCGGCAGACGAUGCUUCUCAGUCCGGCAAUGAUGGCCAUCGUGCUGCCACCCUAGCUGCCCUCAACUCUUCGAAUUCGGACAAUCAACCCCACUCUCCGACGAGCGUAUCCUCGCCCACGACCGGCCGGCCUCAGUCUCCAUUUGGGAUGCCAUCAGAACAACCGCAUCCCGCAAGCUUACUAGCCCCGGGCGGAUCUUUCGCUGAUCAGAGGCCAGUCAUCAGGCCUCGUGAUUCACUCUUCCUCGCCCCUGGGCCGAACCAAGGCACCAUGGCCGAACCAGCCCGGACGGGUACGAUGGUCUCGACCGACUAUGCCUUCAAUCCGGAACAUCAGGCAGGAUACGGCGAUUCGCAAUAUAUGCAGUACGAGGGCCAGAGCCGCUCGGGUACUCUACUAGACUCUCAAGGGUUUUUCUUGGAUUUUGCUGGCCAGCAAUCCUAUGACCAGGCCAACCCGGGCGAGUACGGUGGCCCUCAAAGGUACUCGACGGGCGACGCAUUCUCGCCCACCGCUGCCAUGGCGCCGCCGAUGUUGACUGCCAAUGAUUUGCCACCCCCGGACGCCUUAGAGUAUCAGAUGCCUCUCGACCCUCGGGAGCUUCCUUUUGCCAUUCACGAUCCCCACGACUCCAAUACCCCCAUGUCAAAGUUUGACAAUAUAGCCGCGGUGUUACGACACCGUGGACGUACGACGGCCAAGCUACCGGCGUAUUGGGUAUUGGAUAGUAGAGGCAAGGAGAUUGCCUCAAUAACUUGGGAAAAACUGGCUUCCCGUGCCGAGAAAGUUGCACAGGUGAUUCGUGACAAGAGCUCGCUGUACCGCGGAGACCGCGUGGCACUCAUCUACCGCGACACCGAGAUAAUCGAGUUUGCUAUUGCGCUCCUAGGCUGUUUUAUUGCAGGCGUCGUGGCGGUUCCGAUAAACGAAUUCCAGGAUCAUCAGAAGCUUAAUUUGAUCCUAACGUCCACGCAGGCGCAUCUGGCGCUGACCACCGAAAACAACCUCAAAGCCUUUCAGCGCGACAUCACGACCCAGAAAUUAACCUGGCCCAAGGGGGUUGAAUGGUGGAAGACCAACGAGUUUGGAAGCUACCAUCCCAAGAAGAAGGACGAUGUUCCUCCUCUUUCGCUUCCAGAUCUAGCCUAUAUCGAAUUCUCCCGCUCCCCGACUGGAGAUUUCAGGGGGGUUGUGUUAAGUCACCGGACCAUCAUGCACCAGAUGGCUUGCCUAAGCGCCAUUGUCUCGACGGUACCUGGGAAUGGACCAGCGGACACAUUCAGCACCUCGCUAAGAGACAAGAACGGCAGGCUGAUCGGAGGUGGCGCCAGCAGCGAGAUCCUCCUUUCAUAUCUGGAUCCGAGGCAGGGGAUUGGCAUGAUUCUCGGCGUGCUGUUGACAGUAUAUGGUGGGCACACUAUGGUGUGGCUAGAGAACAAGGCUGUUGAUGUCCCUGGCCUUUACGCUCAUCUUAUCACCAAGUAUAAGGCCACCCUUAUGAUUGCAGAUUAUCCAGGCCUCAGGCGUGCCGUAUACAACUAUCAGCAGGAUCCUAUGACGACGAGAAACUACAAAAAAGGCAUGGAGCCAAAUUUUCAGACAGUGAAGCUGUGUUUGAUCGACACAUUGACGGUAGAUGGCGAGUUUCACGAGUUGCUCGCUGACAGGUGGCUCAGGCCAUUGAGAAACACGCGUGCUAGAGAAGUGGUUGCCCCCAUGCUAUGCUUGCCUGAACAUGGCGGUAUGGUCAUCAGUGUGCGGGAUUGGUUGGGAGGGGAAGAGCGCAUGGGCUGUCCGUUGAAACUCGACAUGGGAGAAGAGAGUGACAGAGAUUCCGAAGACGAGAAGGAGAAGGAAAAGGACGACAAGCCAGCUCCGUCAAACGGUUUUGGCAGUUUGUUAGGGGGCGGGACAACGAGCACAACCGAACAGCGCGCUAAGAACGAGCUGAGCGAGGUUCUUUUGGACAGAGAGGCCUUGAAAAACAACGAGGUCGUCAUUGUCGCCAUUGGUGAGGAGGCUCGCAAGAAGGCAGGUAACGACCCCAAUACUGUCCGGGUCGGAGCAUUUGGAUACCCGAUCCCGGAUGCCACUUUGGCUGUCGUCGAACCGGAUACGGGCUUGUUGGCGUCGCCUCACGCUAUAGGUGAGAUCUGGGUCGACUCCCCAUCGCUGUCUGGUGGCUUUUGGGCUUUGCCGAAGCACACUGAGCAGAUUUUCCAUGCGCGCCCGUAUAAGUUUGAGCCUGGCGACCCCACACCCACCAUGAUUGAGCCCGAAUUUCUGCGCACGGGUCUGUUGGGAACUGUCAUUGAGGGCAAGGUUUUCGUCCUCGGGCUGUACGAGGAUCGCAUUCGGCAGAAAGUAGAAUGGGUCGAACACGGCAACGAGAUUGCCGUUGAGCACCGGUACUUCUUUGUCCAGCACAUCAUUGUCAGCAUCAUGCGCAAUGUGCCCAAGAUCUAUGCCUGCUCGGCUUUUGACGUCUUUGUGAACGAAGAGCAUCUCCCAGUGGUUGUACUCGAGUCCGCGGCAGCGUCUACGGCGCCGGCUACGGCUGGCGGUCCGCCACGACAGAUAGACAAGGCGCUCCUCGACUCGCUGGCGGAACGGUGCAUGGACGUGCUGCUACAAGAGCAUCACCUGAGGGUCUAUUGCGUGUUGACGACCGCUCCAAAUUCACUCCCUCGCGUGAUGAAGAACGGUCGCAGAGAAAUUGGCAACAUGCUUUGUCGCAGAGACUUUGACUCCGGUCAGCUCCCGUCGGCUCAUGUCAAGUUUGGGGUUGAACAUGCAGUCCUCAACCUCCCUAUUGGAGUUGAUCCUAUAGGUGGAAUCUGGUCACAUCUCGCCUCAAUGGCUCGACAAGAUCUCCUGAUGCACAACGACAAACAAUACUCCGGAAUCGACCGCAGAGAAGUGGUUAUUGAUGAUCGAACCUCUACACCCCUUAACAACUUUUCAUGCAUCACUGAUCUUAUUCAGUGGCGAGUCGCCCGUCAGGGCGACGAGCUGUCAUAUUGCACUGUCGAUGGUCGCGGCAAAGAGGGCAAGGGCGUCACAUGGAGGAAGUUCGAUACCAAGGUGGCUUCCGUGGCUAUGUAUCUGAAGAACAAGGUCAAGAUCCGGGCGGGUGACCACGUGGUGCUAAUGUACACGCAUUCUGAGGAUUUUGUCUUUUCGGUGCACGCCUGCGUCAAUCUGGGUGCCAUCGUCAUACCAAUACCCCCGAUGGACCAGAACAGGUUACCCGAGGAUGUUCCUGCUUUUCUGCACCUGGUCAAUGACUACGGUGUCAAGGCCGUUCUUGUCAACCAAGACGUCGAUCAUCUCCUCAAGAUGAAGCCAGUUUCGCAGCAUAUAAAACAAUCUGCACAGGUCCUGCGGGUGACAGUCCCCGGCAUUUACAACACAUCACGCCCACCGAAGCAGAAUAGUGGGCUGAGAGAGCUUGGAAUCACCAUGGAUCCCACUUGGGUGCAGCCCGGUUAUCCUGUCAUUAUCUGGACGUAUUGGACACCAGAUCAGCGUCGAUUGGCUGUCCAGCUGGGCCAUGAUACGAUCAUGGGGAUGUGCAAGGUACAGAAAGAAACUUGUCAAAUGACGAGCUCUAGGCCUGUCCUAGGCUGUGUCAGAAGUACCACGGGCUUGGGUUUCAUCCACACGUGCUUGAUGGGCAUAUACAUUGGAACUCCCACCUACCUGCUGUCGCCAGUCGAGUUUGCCCAAAACCCAAUCUCGCUGUUCCACAUUCUCUCGAGAUACAAGAUCAAGGACACAUAUGCGACGCCACAGAUGCUGGACCAUGCGAUUGCAACUAUGCCAGCAAAAGGUUUUGCACUCCAUGAGCUGAAGAACAUGAUGAUAUCUUCAGACGGGCGUCCCCGUGCCGAUGUCUUCCAGAAAGUGAGGCUACAUUUCGCCGCAGUCAGCCUUGAUCGCACCGCCAUCAACACAGUGUACUCGCAUGUGCUCAACCCUAUGAUUGCUUCACGGUCAUACAUGUGUAUCGAGCCCAUUGAGCUCUGGCUUGACACAAGAGCACUCAGACGCGGUCUUAUCAUACCCACAGAUCCGGAGGCCGACCCGAGAGCGCUACUGGUCCAAGACUCAGGAAUGGUGCCGGUAUCGACGCAGAUAGCCAUCGUCAAUCCGGAAAGCCGCUUACUCUGCAAUGAUGGUGAGUAUGGUGAAAUUUGGGUCGAUUCAGAGGCUUGUGUAAAGUCAUUCUAUGGAUCCAAGGAUGCAUUCGACGCCGAACGCUUUGAUGGUAGGACUCUGGAUGGGGACCCAGGCAUCCGCUACGUGAGGACGGGCGAUUUGGGCUUUCUUUACAACGUCAGCAGACCUAUUGGACCUGGCGGUGCCCAGGUUGAUAUGCAGGUUCUCUUCGUGCUUGGAAACAUUGGAGAGACAUUUGAAAUCAAUGGGUUGAGUCACUUUCCUAUGGACAUCGAAAAUACCGUUGAGCGCUGCCACCGCGCAAUUGUUCCCCAAGGCUGUGCCGUAUUUCAAGCCGGAGGCCUCGUUGUGGUCCUUGUAGAGGUUGCCAGGAAGUCAUUCCUUACCUCGCUCGUCCCGGUCAUCGUGAACUCAAUCCUAAAUGAGCACCAAAUCGUCGUUGACAUUGUCGCCUUUGUUACCCGUGGGGCUUUCCCCCGUUCUCGUCUUGGCGAGAAGCAACGCGGCAAGAUUCUCGCAGGCUGGGUCUCGAGGAAAAUGGCUACAAUCGCUCAGUGGGCUAUCCGCGACAUGGAUGCAGGCGCUCUCCAGGAUCCGGGUCCAGUUGACCACUCGCCAGCCGCUAACGCUGCCACAGCAGAGCUCAACCGUGCAAGUAUAGGCAGUCAUCGGUCAUCUGGUGGCGGCACUGCUCUACCCGGGGGCACAUCCAGCCUCAGAAAUGUAGAGGCAGCGCCACAGAUCCUGGAGCAGCGCGAGCUGGAGCACCGAAUGGACAGCGAAAGGGGCUCCGCCGGCGCGGGCUUCUCAUCUAAGACUCAUGUGAGCGAGUUGCCUGCGAACUCAACAUCUGGGAACGGCUAUGGUUACGCCGUGAGCGAGAACCGCAGUUCAGGGGUGCCGUUAUCGGAAACAUCACCGAGCAAAGCGCGUGGCGAUAGUCGUGGCAAUGGCUACGAUAUCCCCAAUAUAGGUUCUCUCGAUCUGGGCGACUCAGAAUCGCCCAUGAGGCAGACGCAGGAUGGCGCAGCCACCUCGUCGCAGCUACGGCUUUCCGGUGUGGAUGGACGUGAUCCACUUGACAAUGACGAUGAUUGGCGCAACGACGCCAUCAUGCAUAUGAACUUGGCAAGUAACCUGCAGAGGAGGGACGGAUAG